AUGAGGCUCGAGAAGCAGGCGUACCGGACGGAUGACGACCCAUUCUUCUAUGACCUUUGGAAGAAUAAGCUUAGGUCUUAUGAGCUCGAAAUCACCUUUGUGGGUAUCCUUGACGAGUACAGGGCCCAUCGGCCGGAAGAGAAGGCACAAUCCAGCGGUGUCUCUUUUAACGCCACUCUCAACGGCAAAAAGGCCGAUAUACCACAAGCGGUCCAGAAGCUUCCGCAGUCUGAGAGGGAUGAUAUCUUAGAGAAACUGAAGCAGAGAGCCUCGGAGUUUAGUAGUGCAGCCAAUCUCGCUAUCGGCGGCGAUACAGAUCUCCCUAUGGAGACGAUAUCCUUCUAUGCCGCUACGGUCUCUCCAGCAGUGGUAAACGCAGCCAUCACGUAUCCAUUAAGGAAUAGUUGGAUAUUGGAUUCUGGAUCGAAUGUGAACGUCACGAAUGACCGCACGAGAUUCGAGACCUACUAA
Messenger RNA from Penicillium cataractarum, 471 nucleotides. RefSeq lists its product as uncharacterized. The transcript has 3 exons. The record is from RefSeq and is a predicted model, not a curated record. Lineage: Eukaryota; Fungi; Ascomycota; Eurotiomycetes; Eurotiales; Aspergillaceae. Bases 1 to 471 code for a protein of 156 amino acids.